Messenger RNA from Molossus molossus (Pallas's mastiff bat), 1754 nucleotides. RefSeq names its product estradiol 17-beta-dehydrogenase 11. The record is from RefSeq and is a predicted model, not a curated record. The coding region runs from base 113 to 1018 and encodes 301 amino acids. Gene Ontology annotation, cellular component: lipid droplet. Gene Ontology annotation, molecular function: oxidoreductase activity, acting on the CH-OH group of donors, NAD or NADP as acceptor. The transcript has 7 exons. NCBI's taxonomy places the organism in Eukaryota, Metazoa, Chordata, Mammalia, Chiroptera, Molossidae.
UCAUAAAGAAGCUCUUCCUUGCUGCUGCUUUUAUUCUCUCUGGGGUUAGACGGAACGCUUGAAGGCAAUUUAGAGCGAUUGGUAAGCGUACCAAAUCCUCGCAGCCUCAAAAAUGUUAAAAUUCGUUCUGAACUGCCUCCUGCUGCUGCCCUUGCUGAUCGUCUUCAUGUUAGAAUCUCUGCUGAAGCUUUUUAUUCCUAAGAAGAGAAAAUCAGUCACCGGAGAAAUCGUUCUGAUCACUGGAGCUGGACAUGGAAUCGGGAGACUGACUGCCUAUGAAUUUGCCAAACUUAAAAGCAAACUGGUUCUUUGGGACAUAAAUAAGCAUGGAAUUGAGGAAACAGCUGCUGAAUGCAAGAGACUGGGUGCAAAAGUUCAUACCUUCGUGGUAGACUGCAGUAACCGAGAAGAUAUUUACAGUUCGGCGAAGAAGGUGAAGGCAGAAAUUGGAGAUGUCAGUAUUCUAGUAAAUAAUGCUGGUGUGGUCUAUACAUCAGAUUUGUUUGCUACACAAGACCCUCAAAUUGAAAAGACUUUUGAAGUUAAUGUACUUGCACAUUUCUGGACUACAAAGGCAUUUCUUCCAGCGAUGAUGAAGAAUAAUCAUGGCCAUAUUGUCACUGUGGCUUCAGCAGCUGGGCAUACUGCAGUCCCCUUUUUAAUGGCUUAUUGUUCCAGCAAGUUUGCUGCUGUUGGGUUUCACAGAGCUCUGACUGAAGAACUGGCAGCCUUGGGAAGAACCGGAGUCAAAACAUCAUGUCUCUGCCCUAACUUUAUAAACACUGGCUUCAUCAAAAACCCAAGUACCAGUUUGGGACCCACCCUGGAGCCUGAGGAAGUGGUAAGCAAGCUGAUGAAGGGGAUCCUGACUGACCAGAAAAUGAUUUUUGUUCCAUCUUCUAUAAGCGUUUUAACAGUGGUGGAAAGGAUGCUUCCUGAGCGUUUCAUGGGAAUUUUAAAGCAAAAGAUCAACGUUAAGUUUGAUGCAGUUAUUGGAUAUAAAAUUAAAGGGCAAUAAGUGCUUGUGGUUGUUUUUUAAUCGAUUUACAAGGUUUCAAUUUAUUUCAUUUAAUAUUAAUCAGGAUUUUAAUGGUUGGACUUCUGCCUUUCUUAUCUUUUUUAUUUUUCUUCCAUAUCACCUGGUGAGGCUCUGGCAGUCCUCCUAUGUUAUCCCUCUUCUAUAGCUGGAAGCUAAUUUCAUAAGAUACAGAGAGAAAUACCUGAGCAGGGGCCUCAUGGGAAAUGGAGAAAAAGAAUAAAAGCAGUUUUAUAAUAAUUUCUAAGAUCCCGUGGCUCAUCUAAACGCUUUGCAGAAUUUGUACUAUAAAUGUUUAAGAUAUAUUUUUAUUUUUAAUUGCACUUACAUUUUAUAUAAUUCACGUUUCCUUUUUCUAAUGUACAUAAAAUAGAAACUUUAAGUUCUCGAAAUAAACUGAAGGACUAUACCCAGUAGCAUUUCAUAAUGAAUUUCAUGCGAUGUAAGAAAUGUUCAAACAUUUCAUCCUGCACUUUACCACUGUUUCCUGCGAGAGACUUUACUUUCAGGGCCACACAUUUCAGCACAAGGAAACUGGAGGUGGACACAUGUUGCAAAAAUAAACCAUUGGGAUUUAAAGCAGAAAAUUGUGAGAAUGUACCUGAGUGGCAACAAUAAUGAAUGGAUCGUACUUAAACUUGUGUUGUUUCCAUCUUGUUGUUUUGAACAGAACAUGGCUUAACCUUCAAAUGAAAGGAAAAUAAAUUAUGUACACAAA